GAAAAACAUUUCUGGACUUUUGUUAAACUGUCAAGUGUCAAGUUGUUUGAUGUGUCAAGUGAUGCAAAUUAGUGUAUUUUCAAAGGAAGAAUAAUAUUCUAGACUAUAGUUUUAAGUAAAUAUAGUGUUCAACAGUUUCCUCGCAAUUACUAUUACUGUAAUUCUUAAAUAGCCAAAUUACUCAUAAUAUUUCCCAACACAAAUCACAAAAAUGGGUCUUCUUGAGCCUACAAUGUACACUGUUAAAGGAAUAGUAAUACUAAACAAUGAUGGAAAGCGUGUUUUGGCAAAAUACUAUGAUCCCAAUGUGUUGAGUACUGUAAAGGAGCAAAAAGCAUUUGAGAAGGAUCUUUUCAACAAAACACAUCGUGCAAAUGCGGAAGUCAUAAUGUUGAAUAGCCUCAUCUGUACAUACAGAUCAAAUGUGGACUUGUUCUUCUAUGUGAUUGGAAGCUCUCAAGAGAAUGAACUGAUCAUAUUGAGUGUCCUUCAAUGUCUCUUCAACUCUGUUAGCCAAAUCCUCCGCAAAAAUGUAGAAGAAAGAGCUUUGAUGCAAAAUCUCGACAUAGUGAUGCUCACCAUCGAUGAAAUUUGUGAUGGAGGGAUUAUUAUGGAAGCUGAUCCAGCUGUUAUUGUGCAAAGGGUUGCGCUAAGAACAGAAGACAUUCCUCUUGGAGAACAAACAGUUGGGCAAGUAUUCCAGUCUGCUAAAGAACAGUUAAAAUGGUCUUUGUUGAAGUGAAAAUAAGUGAGACCUCCUUGUAAAUUACGAUUCAUUCUAUGUUUAUUAAAUAUCGUGCUACCAAAUCAAA
This is a messenger RNA of Macrosteles quadrilineatus (aster leafhopper), 812 nucleotides long. Its product is annotated as coatomer subunit zeta-1-like. Gene Ontology annotation, biological process: intra-Golgi vesicle-mediated transport; retrograde vesicle-mediated transport, Golgi to endoplasmic reticulum; intracellular protein transport. The coding region runs from base 212 to 742 and encodes 176 amino acids. Lineage: Eukaryota; Metazoa; Arthropoda; Insecta; Hemiptera; Cicadellidae. The record is from RefSeq and is a predicted model, not a curated record. The transcript has a single exon. Gene Ontology annotation, cellular component: COPI vesicle coat.